UUCACCUCUCCCAAAGGACACGGACUCCGGUAGCCAAGGCACGGCGGCGGCGGCGCCCGACGGGAGAGUAGAGGAGACGACGCCGCCGAGGAGAAGAUGGGCGGGCUGGAGCAGGACCUGAGCCUGGGCAUCCUCAUCGACAUCGUCGACGAGCAGUGGAUGCGCGACACCCUCCCCGCCGACGAUAUCCCCGUGCCGCCGGCCAUGGCAGUGAAGACCGAGGACGCCGAGGAACCAGCGCCCGCAAAUCAGGAAAGCCAGCCACCACAAGGGGAUGUCUGGCGGGAUUUUGGCUUGGAGAAUAUAUAAUCGCGUAUGACCUACAAGUGUUUCAAGAGAUCUCAACGAACUAGGCUGAAAUUCAGGAGCUGCAUGGUGUACUCUGGCUUCUGCCCUCCAUAGAUAUUCUUGGAUCUGGUUGAUCAACUGGUGUAUUGUUUGGUCGAACUGUAGCUUGUCGAGACUGCAUGUAAAUGUUCAAGAUGUUGGUAGCGUGAUGUUAUUGAACAUCGUACUCUGUAGCCAGUUCUUAAUUCUGAAGUGAGAAUUUGAGCAAUUUGGUAAUGUAGAGAGUUCCUGCAAA
Molecule: messenger RNA, 583 nt
Organism: Lolium rigidum
Lineage: Eukaryota; Viridiplantae; Streptophyta; Magnoliopsida; Poales; Poaceae
Product: anaphase-promoting complex subunit 13-like
Exons: 4
Coding region: 97-309 (70 amino acids)
Biological process (GO): protein K11-linked ubiquitination
Cellular component (GO): anaphase-promoting complex
Source: RefSeq, a predicted model, not a curated record